AGAGCAUUGAUAUAACUUGGUGGAAUAGUUAGCAUUUGGCAAGAAAAAAUCGCAGCAAUAAAUUAGACAUUAAUGCACACGAUCACAAUUGAUACAACACAAGCUUCUGAAAUAUCAACAACAAGUUUCUCCGACUCUUCACUCAAACAACAAUCUCACACACUUUGAACUGAAAUCAGUGAAUGGACGAAAAACCAACUAUGAUAAUUCGAAGUCACAAUAAUAAUCAUCAACUCUGGUUUGCAAUUCUAAUUUCCUUUCUCUUUUGCACUUUACUUAUAUGCUUUGAUUAUUCCAAAACAUUUCAUACUCCCAACAACAAUCUCCUCACUUUCUCACUCAACAAACAACAAAACACAGAUUCAUGCACUAACCGUUAUGUUUACAUUCACAAUCUCCCUUCUCGUUUCAACCAUUUUUUGCUUCAAAAUUGUCACUUUCUCACUAGAGGAACCGACAAAACCAACAUGUGUCCAUACAUCAACAACAUGGGUUUAGGUCCCGAGAUUAAAAAUCAUAACUUUGAAGGAAAAAAUGAUAAUGUUCUUGUCCCAAACAAUACUUGGUAUGCUACUAACCAGUUUUUAUUGGAGGUUAUUUUUCACAAUAGGAUGAAAAAUUAUGAAUGUUUGACCAAUGAUUCAUCCUUAGCUUCUGCUAUUUUUGUUCCUUCUUAUAUUGGUCUUGAUGUUAGUCGUUUCCUUUGGGUUUCUAAUCUUACAGUCAGAGAUUCAUCUGGUUUUGAACUUGUUAAAUGGCUUGUGGAAAAACCUGAAUGGAAGAGAAUGUUUGGUAGAGAUCAUUUUAUUGUUUCUGGAAGAAUUUCUUGGGAUUUUAGAAGACAAUUUGAUGAUUUGGCUUAUUGGGGUAGCAAGUUUAGGUUUUUACCUGAAUCUAUGAACAUGUCAAUGUUAGCAGUUGAAGGUAGUUCAUGGAAAAAUGAUUAUGCAAUACCUUAUCCAACUUCAUUUCAUCCUUCAAUGGAUAAUGAUGUUUACCAAUGGCAGAACAAAAUCAGACAUCAAAAAAGGGAAUUUUUGUUUACUUUCACAGGAGCACCAAGGCCUGAACUUGAAGAUUCUAUGAGGGGGAAAAUCAUUCAACAUUGUAGAGGUUCAAGUGUUUGCAAAUUCAUUGAUUGUAGUUAUGGUGUUGAGAACUGUGACAAUCCCGUUAAUGUUAUGAAAGUGUUUGAAAAUUCUGUGUUCUCUUUGCAGCCUCCUGGUGAUUCAUACACAAGAAGAUCGAUUUUUGAUUCCAUUUUGGCAGGUUGUAUUCCUGUUUUCUUUCAUCCGGGUACGGCUUAUUCCCAAUAUCGAUGGCAUUUACCAAAAAACAGAACUAAGUAUUCUGUUUAUAUACCUGUGAAGGAUGUGAAAAAAUGGAAUGUUGAUAUUGAGAAAGUGUUGUUGGGAAUUCCAGAGAAUGAAGUGAUUGCAAUGAGAGAGGAGGUUAUAAAGCUUGUUCCAAAAAUAGUUUAUGCAGAUCCUAAUACUAAGUUAGAUAAAUUUGAAGAUGCAUUUGAUUUAGCACUAAAAGGGAUACUUGAAAGGAUAGAGAAUGUAAGGGAAGCAAUGAGGGAAGGAAGAGAUCCUAGUGUUGGUUUUGCAGAUGAAGAUCAUUAUAAGUAUACAUUUUCUGGUGAGAAAUAUUAGAUAGUGUAUAUCCAUUCAUAAUAUUAGUUUAUGAUGAUAAUAUAUUAAUAGAACAACAGAAUUCAUUGUUACAAUUUAACAUAUUUACUUGAGGGAAUUCUCAAGUGACUCUCAGUAAUUUUAUUUUGCUAUUCUUCA
Molecule: messenger RNA, 1793 nt
Organism: Cicer arietinum (chickpea)
Lineage: Eukaryota; Viridiplantae; Streptophyta; Magnoliopsida; Fabales; Fabaceae
Product: probable xyloglucan galactosyltransferase GT14
Molecular function (GO): glycosyltransferase activity
Source: RefSeq, a predicted model, not a curated record